Messenger RNA from Pomacea canaliculata, 507 nucleotides. RefSeq names its product tropomyosin-like. The record is from RefSeq and is a predicted model, not a curated record. NCBI's taxonomy places the organism in Eukaryota, Metazoa, Mollusca, Gastropoda, Architaenioglossa, Ampullariidae. Bases 1 to 507 code for a protein of 168 amino acids. The transcript has a single exon.
AUGAUGGAUGAAAUAAUAAAGGACUUUGAAAUAAAGGACACAGAAGAAGGAAGAGCUGAAGCAGAAAACGAUAUUGAGACUGAGAGCGAAAUCCAAGAUGAAGUGAAAGAAGACCUCGAAAAUAAGGCUAAAGAUGAAACCAGACCUGAAGAAGAAAUGAAGAUAAAAUCUGAGGAUGAAGAAAUAGAAGACCUUGAAAAUAAGGAUGCAGAGGAAGCAAGAACUGAAGUGGAAGACGAAAUUGAGAUUUGGACCAAAAUUCACGUGAAACUCAGAUUGAAAGACCUCGAAAUAAAGGGUGAAGAUGAAACAAGAAUUGAAGAAGAAACGGAGAUAAAAUCUGAGGUUGAAGGCAUUGAGGAUGAAGUAAUUCAAGAUCUCGAAACUAAGGAUGCAGAGGAAGGAAGAGCUGAAGUAAAAGAUGAGAUUGAGACUGGGAGCAAUAUCCAAGAGGAGGUGAAAGAAAUUUCGAAACUAAGGAUGCAGAGGAAGGAAGAGCUGAAGUAA